Larimichthys crocea (large yellow croaker) is the source of this 2513-nucleotide messenger RNA. RefSeq names its product mitochondrial import receptor subunit TOM40B. Gene Ontology annotation, molecular function: transmembrane protein transporter activity. Gene Ontology annotation, biological process: protein import into mitochondrial matrix. The record is from RefSeq and is a predicted model, not a curated record. Gene Ontology annotation, cellular component: mitochondrial outer membrane. The transcript has 10 exons. The coding region runs from base 399 to 1394 and encodes 331 amino acids. NCBI's taxonomy places the organism in Eukaryota, Metazoa, Chordata, Actinopteri, Sciaenidae.
GGCAAGAAACAAAAUGUAACGAACAAUACGCUGUUUACACUCAAAGCCCGCCAAACAACAAAACGGGUGUAUGUUAAGUUGAAGUCACUUUGUUAAAAAUGUAUAGUUGUUAUUUUAAUAACAUUACAGUUGAAUUUUAUACACGUAAAUAUAAAAGUGCAAGGUCAGACCACAGUCGUGGUUUUCAGGGGGGACGCAUUUGCAGGGUGACGCAUCACAUCUGGAGGAGGGAGCUAUUCGCAGCAUCAGCUGAAGCCAGCAUCAAUGAUCUUCAUCUGUUCGUAGUUUACCUGUAAAACAAAAAUCCACCUGACACCUUUUCUGAUGAACCAUUCUCAGUUCCGCUCGGGAUUUUAAGGCGUGUUGACGACAGCAGCAGGAAGAAGUGUUGCACCCACAUGGGCAGUGUUCUGGCUUUGUCUUCCGGUCCGGGCCAUCAGAACUGGCCUUUUUCCACGGACCCCUCUCCUUCUCGCUGGGACGCGCAUCCUGCUCACUGGGACAGCCCUCCGCGCUGGGAGAGGAGAGAUGGCCGCCUACCCAACCCAGGCAGCUUUCACUCUCUGCACAGGAGCUGCAAAGAUGUGUUUCCUCAACAGAUUGAGGGAGUCAAGAUGAUCCUCAAUAAAACUCUGAGCAGUUUCUUCAAGGUCAGUCAUGCUCUCCAUCUCAGUGCGGUCAGUCCUUCAUACUAUCGAUUCCACGUGGAGCAUCUGCAGUCCGACGAUUACAGCAAAGACAAGGAUGCCCCAGCACUGAUCGGUGAGAUGGACUCUUCAGGCAGCCUGAACGCUCACGCUCUGCUGCAUCUCACCGAGCGCGUACGAGCCAGAACGGUGUUCCAGACCCAGCAGUCCCAGUUUGUAACGUGGCAGUUUGAAACUGAGUACAGAGGGAAUGACUUCACCGCUGCAGUGACAGUAGCCAACCCCGAUAUCCUCAGAGAGUCAGUUAUCAUUGUGGCACACUUUCUGCAGACAGUGUCCUCUGGGCUGGUGUUAGGAGGGGAGCUGGUCUACCAUCGGGGCCGAGCGGAGGAAGGAGGAAUUCUUACUUUGGCUGGACAGUACUCGAGACCGAACUGGGUAGCGACACUGAAUGCUGGGAAAGGAGGUGCCCAUGCCAGCUACUAUCACAGAGCCAACAAGCAGAUCCAAGUUGGCGUGGAGUUUGAAGCCAGUACCAGGACACAGGAGACCACAACCUCAUUUGGGUACCAGAUGGAACUCCCAGAAGCCAACAUGGUCUUUCGAGGUAUGAUAAACAGUCGCUGCAUUAUAGGAGGUGUGUUGGAGAAGCGUCUGACUCCGCUCCCUGCCACUUUGAUCAUGGGUGCCUUUGUAAAUCACAGAGGUGACAAGCUGCAGGUGGGCCUAGGCGUAAACGUGGGCUAAUCCUCCGUUUACCUCUCCUGGAAUUACAAUUUUCUGUCAGGACAUCCAUCCACAGACCUGUUUCAGAGGCGUCAUAAUGACCUGAUCUCCCAAGGUUUACCAGCCUCAUUAAGACACUUCCAACAAACCACCUGAGUACUGUGGAUUGUUUGGGUGAUCCCGUAAUGUCCGUAAAUCGAUUCAUCUCAUCUUGCAACCUACCUCUCAAAACUGAGGUGAUGUUUUUUGCCUGUGCGGUAAUAGGAUUAAAGAGGAGCGUUUUGAGGGGCUCAACAGCUGAGAAGGUGUCACUGUCCCCCUGGAACCAGACAGCACAUCAGAGACUGAAAACUGAAAAAUAAAUAAAAGUUUUAUAUUGUUAGGUAGUCAUAGAGAAACUUAAUGUUUUAGCCAAUUAACUAUAAUUCUUGUAUACCUGACCUUUCUGCUGACCAUUUUCUAUAACACGCCGUGGUAAAAACAGGAAACCUGAUUGGGUUACAUGAUGUAAAUGACCAAAUUCACAUUAGUCUUUGUGGGUUUUAUUUAGCACAGCUCACCAAUGCAUCUGUCUCCUAAAACUUGCAGUUGGGGGUUUCAGAUUGCCCGAGUGCACCAACAUGAAUGAGAUUUGCUGCCCUCAGCAGCUAAGAGAGAAAAAAAUGAUUAAAUGUCCACUUAUCUCAAGCCAGUUUCUGUGAGAGAAUCAAAAUGGUCGGCAGAAACCUAAAAUGGGUGAAACCAUGCUUAAACACCUGUGUGUAUGAUCCUUCAAAAGUGUGUGUAUGAGUAAGUGAUUGUGUGUUUUUCCCCAGCAUAAACAAGUGUGUGAGAUUCCACACAUGAGCAAACAGCCUGUUGACUUUAAGAGAAGAGGCUUUGCUCCAUAUAAACUAACCUCCAGCUGAGGGAUGCGAGAGCGGCUGUAUACUGACUCCACUGAGCCAGGACUGUACUGUAUGUAUAUAGAUGGAAACACUGACCUGUAUGCAACCUGCACUACUCACGCUGCGCUGGGUAUUUCCAGUCCUAACACAUGAAAUGUUGCAUAUAUAUAUAUUAUUUAUACAUAAUUAAUAUAUGAAUUGGAAAGGAAUGACUUUUUGGACUUAAUUUAUUAAAGAUAUUAUUUCUAUCAGA